GUUUACGAGGGUACAGUAGGCAUUGACGUGAAGCACACUGUUUGUGAGUUCACUGGUGAUGUGUUACGAAUGCCUGUUAGUGAGGAUAUACUCGGACGGACGUUUAAUGGAUCCGGGAAACCUAUCGAUAAGGGACCGCAUAUUUGCGCAGAAGACUUCAUGGAUGUAAAUGGAAUGGCGGUAAAUCCGUAUAUGCGCGUUUAUCCGGAUCGAACGAUCGAGACUGGGAUAUCAACCAUCGAUGUGAUGAGCACCAUAGCUAAAGGGCAGAAAAUCGCAAUAUUUUCGGGAUCUGGCCUUCCUCAUAACGAGAUCGCAGCUCAAAUAGUUCGUCAAGCUGGUGAAUCACACGAGUUCGCUGUCAUUUUCGCCGCUAUGGGAAUUAAUAUAGAGACAGCAAGACUUUUUGUUCAGGAGUUCGAGGAAAGAGGCGAUAUGCAGAAUAUUUGCAUGUAUCUGAACACUGCAGCCGAUCCGACAAUUGAGCGAGUGCUAACCCCACGCAUGGCUUUGACGGCGGCGGAAUUUUUUGCAUACCAAUGCGGACGUCACGUGGUGGUCGUGAUGACUGACAUGACCGCUUACGCUGAAGCACUGCGAGAGGCAACCCGUGAAGAAGUUCCGGGGCGAAGAGGAUUUCCUGCAUACAUGUAUACUGAUUUAGCAACAAUAUACGAAAGAGCCGGGAAAAUGAAAGGACGCGCCGGAAGCAUUACUCAGAUUCCGAUCCUAACUAUGCCCAAUGAUGAUAUCACACAUCCUGUUCCUGACCUGACCGGCUACAUUACAGAAGGACAGGAAUACAAUUCUCCACGACGUCGUCUUUUUAAUUGGGAAAAUUCAGGUGAAAGCAUAACACGAGGUGACCAUCCGUAUGUAUCGAAUCAAUUGUAUGCAUUGUAUGCAGCAGCAAAAGAGACUCUAGCGCUCAAGACGAUGGUAGGCUCCGAGGCUCUUACGAGCGACAACUUGCUUUAUUUGGAGUUUCUGAAAAGAUAUGAUAAAAAUUUCGCAACUCAGGGACAACAUGAACGACGCACUAUCACUGAGUCACUGGAUCUCGCAUGGUAUCUGCUGCGAGUGUUUCCCAGAGAGAUGCUGAAGGCAAUACCGGCAUCCAUACUGGAUAAGUACUACACUCGAAAAUAG
Molecule: messenger RNA, 1149 nt
Organism: Angiostrongylus costaricensis
Lineage: Eukaryota; Metazoa; Nematoda; Chromadorea; Rhabditida; Metastrongylidae
Source: the annotation of a GenBank genome assembly